AUUAAGUAUCCGGUCUUUAAUGAUAUAAACGCCAAGCAAAGCGCUGAAUCAGCAGCAAUCAUCUAAUCUAAUAACCCCCUCCUCAUGUCAGGUGACCGCAGAUAGGUGUCUUUUCAGAGCCGAUCGGGGGCCGGCCGGUGUUUCCCGACAUGAGUCGAGUGUAUCCGAGCGCGGGCAGCAGAGCCCGACAUAUUCUGAACAUCUUCCAAAUGUUGAGCCCGAGUCGUGAAGUGCUGCUCUUGAGGGGGGCGAGGUUGAAAGAGAGGGAGACGACAAGGGAGGGAACCGGCAGCAUCCACACUGGUUUUCACCUCUGAAGGCAUCCUGACAUCUCUUCAGACUCCAGCCGGAUAAUUACAGGUAAAAUGAGCCGAUGAUUUCCGAUUUUUUCCCCCCAUCAUGCAUGUGCGGACGUAUGUGUUUCAUGUGACUGGAGUAUGACGGGUUAAAUUCUGCAGUUUUUUGGUUGUUGCUGUUCUCGGCUAUCCCAGCCCGGAGAUAGGUGGCUGAACAGACUUUAAACUGCGAGUUUAUCACUACAUGUACAUUAUGCUGUCAGCGAGUUAAGGUGUGAAAUAUGUUGAUGUUAUUUACAGCGAGGAUGGUCCCGGGAUAGAGCUGCUUUUGCUCUCAUUGAGUAGAUAUCCUAUAUGAUUUUCUCUGCCUCCUGCUGGCAUGCAGGUGUUCAGGAAUGUUAUAGUCUCUAUUCUAUAUGUAAUCCAUCAUAAUUUUAGGUGCUUUAAAAAAAAAGAUUAAACUAAGUGGCCCAGAAGUCCACUUUAAUUGAGAAAUAAUGAAAGUGAAGCUAUUAUUUGUACUUCUGACAUCAUGAUCAUGUUUUUAAAAAUGAUAGCCUUAUCUCAGUCACCCUAAGCCACCCUUGUUUUAGAUAAGGAAGUAAUAAGCGAAAUGUUGUGCACACUUAAAAGCUUAAUAGCAUCCAUUAUCCUGGAGGAUGCUCUAGCCUGGAGGCUCUCUGACUGUAUUGCCUCCUCCUGCAGUUUGCUGCUUGCAGUCUGGCCAGAGCUGCAUCAGGGCCUGCAGGGACACAAGGGCAAUAGAGAUAGAGUAACACAUCUCUAACGCAAUUAUUCUACAUCCCUCUCGCUGGCUUUCUGUUUUUGUCAAUGCUUCACAUAUCUUCACUAUUCCUCUCCCUGCUCCUCUCUCCUGUCCACUGAUUGUAAUGGAUCUGACAGGUGCAUGCAAUAUGGUGGAAACCUGUCUCAUCCUUUAGUCCACUGCAGCCAGCUUUGGAGGGAAAUGGGUUGUCAGGUGCUGCGGGCUUUAUAUCAGACAUAAACUCUAGAAGUUGCAUAUUUGGAUUUUGACAAGGUCCUCAGGCUGUAUGAGGUGUUUUUUUCUUGCACCAUCUCCCUUUGCAAUUCGAUAUAAAGGUGCAGAGGUUGCCAAUGUAGAUAUCGAAGUUUUUGAGUUUUGCAAGCCCCUUAGAUCAGCAAAAGGAAACCCUGUAUUUGUUUAAGAGUGGUGCACCUCAAAUAAACAUUCAGCCAUUUUCCCAUGUGCAUCCUUUCUGCUGCAACCUUUUUUUUCUUCUUUUUGCUGCCUCAUGUUUUAUAAAUGUCUAGCGCUGUGAGGAGCGAGUCCUGCACGUGCAUGUGUGCAUGUGCAAUUGUGAAUACGUGUUUAUGCAUCUUAUCUUCGGAGAGGCUUCACCCUCAUGCAGAGUCCUUUCUCCACAUCACCGGGGCAGAGUAAAGUGAAAAUGAAAGAGAAAUGAUGAAGGGUGAAGACACAGGUUGCUUUGUAAAGGUCCCCCACAUCUGCAGUCAUUGAAGGCUUUUCCGCCCCUUUAAAGCUCAUGGACAAAGGCUGGCCUGUUCGUCCAGUAAGAAGGGAGUUUGGAGUUAGGAGCCACACAGGAGCAGGCUUUGAUUUCAGAGUGGGAUGCAUGGCCUUGGAUUAUGUAAGAUAAGGAGGAGGAGAGGAUAAAAGAGAUGUGAUAGAGAAGAGAGACAGAGUAAUGCAUGGAAAAGUGGGGAAAUGAGAGUGAUGCCUUGAGAUAGGGAGCGGAGGAUUCAGGGUCGAGAGGAGUCAUGCUCAGAGGAUGAAAUGUGUUGGACAGAAAGUGAGAGAUGACGCUGACCUGUCAAACAGAGAGGAGUUAGGGAUGAAGAGCAAGGGAGAACUUCCAUGGGGUUGUCAAAGUGGAAGAAAGUAACACUUUGAGAUGUGAGAAUGCUGACAGAAGCGAGAAAACAAUAAAAAAGAGGGAGGAAGGAGAGUAAAAAACCCAACUGCAGAGAAAUAAACACUGCGUGAAGCGAAAGAGUCAAGGAAGGACAGCAGAUGGCAAAUUUUUAGGUCUGCAUGCCUCACAGCCUAGAGGAAGUUCUCUAUCUAAAAGGUUAAAGCUUAUUGCAUGUGUUCUCAUCUGCUUGCAUGUUAGUGCUCAGGGAGGAUACUCCUGCAGCUUUGGCCACAAAUGCAUCAAAAAAGAGGAAUAGAUUGAUCACAGAUCUUGCAGAAACACCAGAUUGGCUGUGGUGACUCCAUGAGGCCGACCGCUGAGACAAACAGAUGGACACGGACCACUUUUCUUUUUCUUCAGAGCCAAUUAAACCGACAUUGGAAAGUGACUGCUGAAUUAAUUAAAUGCUGAUGGUGAAGGAGAAUGUCACCAUGCAUUACAUGUAAAGCACUGUAGAUUCAUUGUGUUUUGGCCUUGCUUAUGUGGCUUCACAACUGGGAGGUUGCGCAAGCAAGGCAGGAAUUUGAACUUAUCUCAGUCUGCCAACAGAGUUACUGGAAGUUGUUACUAAAUGACUUCCAGAAAAGUUCAGUCCAAACGAAGGAUGAAUUUCACAACAGUGAACUCUGUGUUCUUGGACGAGGUCACAUACCAUGACGGAAAAUGCAUGCACACACACACAUACAUUACAGUCACAAAGUUGAGGCACACUUACAGUAUGUAGUACACACAAGUAACACACAAUUAUGGUAUUCAGAUACACACCCAGUAGAAUAAAAGUGAGUGAGAGGAAAGCCUGUGGCUCCUCUCCUCUGGUUUUGUCCAGACUGUACUGAUUUCUACAUCUGUACGAUAAAGAGGCCCUGGCUGCUCUUCAAAUUUUAUCCUGUCUCCUGUGAAUUGUUUUGCUGCAUACCAUUAAUGUUUUCCACAACAAUGGCUGCAGGGCUCAACACAUAGCAAGUAUUUUUAGUUGUAUAUUAUGAUUAGAGUAAAAGGCUCUAGGUGUAAAAGCCAUGAGAACAAACUUUAAAGAGUCCUAAAUCAAAAAUGGACACUACAGUCAUAAAAUAAUGGUGUAAUAGGAGGGAUAUGGAUGAGCGGAGCCAAGGACAAUAAAUGAUUGUUGGCUGAGAGACGCUGGUCUGUGUGACGCAGCUUUGCUCAAUAUUUUCUUUCUAUUGCAAGAAAACCAGAGGGCUUUUAGCCUCUCUUCCUGACUCUCUACACAGAUGUGCAGAAGGUUGUGUGAGAAGAAAAUGUUGAAUAAUUUUCGUAUUUUAAGUCAGACAGGUGGCAGACACAGGCCUCUGUGCAGCAAUGACAGCUUUAUGCUUUAUCAUUUCCAGCAGUAAUGGCAUAUUUGAUAAAGAUUCCUGUUUUAUAUUGAGACACUUUCAUUCUUUUGCAUGUGUACAAGCUGCUGAAAAUGUGACUGUGUGUGAUGCAAAGUGCACUGCAGGUGCUCCUUCCCCAAACCCUCCUGGGCUUUAUAAAUGGAAGCAGCAUUUUCCUUUUUCUCUUUUCUUUUUUUUUUUUUGCACAAACCCCCUCUAUGACGUGUUUCCUCAAAUGCCUUAGAGCAGCAGGAGACAGUUCCACAUAAUCAUAAUCCCCUCAGUGUUGUGAUCACUCAUGAUUCUUCCAUGAAAACACCAUGAGGUCCUGUGGAAGAUAACACAGCCCGGCAUUCAAGCAAGUACUCGCUCAGGUUCCCACAAUUUGAAUCAAUUACCUGCAGGUCCAUGAAUUAUUCUGUUUCAAUUCAGGCACAUAAUCAAUAGGUAAUUCUUGAUGGUGAUGUAAAGCCGCUUGGUGUGGGUGUGAUAAACAUGCACAUACAUUUAAAAAGGGAGGAGACUCUUAAGACAAUGCUUCUUGGUAUCAUCUGAAAACAACACAAUCUAGUCCCUGACUCAUAAAUCCUCAUGUGGCUCUGAUUUUAAGCUGCUGUAAACUUUUCUAUGGGGUCAAAAUGAUGCUGUCACUGAUAUUCUCAUGAGAAGGUUAAUCACUCAUUUUCUUUUUAAACUCUCAGGCCCAAUAAAAUCUCCAGUCAGUGACACAUAAAUUCAAUUUGCUGGCAGUGCAAGAUUGUCUGCAGAUCUGCUUGGGAGGUUUUUAGAUGUUUAGUGUGAUUAGUUUAAUGCACCUUAAAGAACAUCUACAGGAUAAGAAAAAAGACGAUACAGGUCUUGUGUAUACAAGGCUGGAGCCCACUGUCUUUUUAAUGAAUAAUGAAGCAUACAGGGAAUGAAUAAUGAAGCACAUACUGUUUUUUGUGGCGUAUAGAUAACCUUGACAGCGUGCCACUUAGCUGCUGACUGUGUGCUCUGCAGGUGUUUCCUCCUGCCCCUCUCCUGGACUUGGUAACAGAACCACAGGAAAGUUUCUUCUGCUCUUAACCCUCGAUGUGAAGCUUCUGAAGCCUCAGUGCAGAGGAGAGCUGUUUACAUUAUCAAUAUCUCCUCAGUGUAGGGCUAGGCAAUAAAAUGAUACCGAUAUCAAUAUGAUCAAUAUGGUCUGCCAUGUUUUGGUAGACGAUACGAAUAGCCAAUGCUCCAGGUCCACUUCACGUUGAACCAAUCGUGCUGAAUUAGAACCAAGUAGCAAACAACUGUGUAGUAGCAGGCUGCAGCUACACGCAACCAUAGCACUUUAACACGUGAAGCCGACAGCACUGUCAGUGAGAAAAAACAGAGUUACAGGGAACAUUUUAGAUUGACAAGUGAUUUUUUAUAUCCUAAUAUAUAUCGAUAUCGACUGAUAUGAAAAAAAUAUAUCGUGAUAAACUUUUUCCCAUAUCGCCCAGCCCUACCUCAGUGUCACUAUUAAUCAGGAUUUACUUAAGAAGUCUAAAUAGAGUCAUGUGGAAUAUGUAUUUUUCCUCAUUCCCCUUCUGUUUUUUAGUGUUUUGUUAUCGAAUCUCAUCUGAGCCUUGACUUUUUUUAAGCAACAGUUUUUUAUUUUGUGACAGAGAGGAAGAUUUAUGUCCUUGAAUCUGGAUUUAUCCCUGAGCUAUCAGUGUAUCAAGGAGAAUGUUGAUAUGAUGUGUCACUUUUAGUUGUAUUUUUACUGCUGGCACUUUGGUGCAAUGUACCAAAUGAUGUUAUUGUGUUUCCAGCCACUGAAGAAAAUAAUGCCAUCAGUCACAGUGUUCUUAAUCUAAUCAUGUUAUUCUAAUGGAAAUCCGUUCCUUUAAAUGGAAAGUUUGCUUUAGAGACAUCGGUUUGGCCCAGUCUGACCGGCGCCUCAUAGACUGAGACAAAGUCCUCGUUGCUCAGGUCAGUGGCUCGAUUCUGGCCUGUGACCGUUCUGUGCAUUUCAUCCUCUCUCUCUGUUUAGCUGUUCUUUCCAGUAAAGGCAAAGGCCAAAAGAAUAAAUGACCAGCUUUUCUUUCGAGGUUCAAAUAAGCAAAAUAAAUCUUGUGAAUCCCAAACCACAGUUUAUUUCUUGAAAAUGAGUCAGCUUCACCUCGUGUGCCCUGAGGGCUGCUUCAGGGUGAUAUCAUUGCGAGAAGAUGUCAUACACAAGAGUGACUUAGCAGCCGGGUGAAGCAACAUCUCUCACCCGUUUGUCCCCUUUUAACCCUUUCCUGAUCAAAACGGAUGAAUUUUACGAGUCAUCUACUGUAUGGGUACAAAAUUGAACGCCAUUAAAAUGAACUGACCUCAUAUGUAGUUUUUUAUGUUUCCUUUUUCAGAGGAAUCAGCCAGGAUGGCGGCAGUCAGGGUGAUCAUAUCAAGCUUUCUGCUUGCAACAGGUAUUAUACUUUCUUGUUACUAGCUUAAGUAUAUUUGAUUAAUGGAUCCAGAAGGUGUAAAUACAUAUGAUUAUUUAUGUGUGCAGGGUUCCUACACAAGUAUGGAAAUAAAUUUGAUCAGUUUCCAGGUCUUAAAAAGUAUAGAAAAUGAAAAAUAUAGUAUGGAAAAAUAUUUGUGUUUCCAGACUAUUACCACAGUUCUAAAAUACUGUUUUCUAAAAGUAGAAAAGUAGGUAUUUCCAAAAAUAAUUCUAAAACGUAGGGCAAGGAAAAGUAUGAAAAUUCCAACUGUGUAGGAACCCUGUGUAUGUGUUUGUGCUCAUACUUAAUUCCACCCCUGUAUUAGUCAGUGUGCAUGUUGCCCCCCCCCCCCCCCCAUUCAAAAAGAUCUGGACCCGCCCCUGCUGGUCGGGAAAGAAAAACAGGUUGUUCAUACAUUUACACUGAUAAAAAUAUAUGUUUAUAAUUUAUUCUCCUUGUCUUGUUUGCAGCUCUGUCCGCCCCUGUAAAUGGUAAGAUUCAGUCUACCAGUGAGUAAUAUAAAAUUCUGAAUCCAUCACUCAUCAAUUAUAAAUUUUUGAACUUUUCUUACCCUCUCUUGUGUUUUUCGAUGCUCUCCCCUCCAUUUUUCCAUCCUCUAAUCCAGUUGAUGCGGAGGAACUGAUUCUUUUCCACGGGGAGGAUUUCCACAUCAUGCUGCCCUCACACUCAAUGGAGGUGACGUUCAAAGACAGAACCCGGGCGCCUGAAGUGGACUUGAUGCGCGGUGACAUCGUGGUCAACAGUCGCGCCAAAGUCAACGUCAAACUCAGCCACCUCAUUAUAGACGCCGUGGGUGAGGCGGACGAGGGUGUGUACACCAUAAAGAAUCUAGAAGAUCCAGAGAACGUCAAACGCAUCAAGCUUACUGUCAGAGGUGAGGAUGAUACACGAGUGACUGAAACAUAAGGGAUGGUGAUGAUGAAGUGAUGCCGAGUGACAUCUUGACACCUUAAGAGAAAGAGUAAGAAAAAAAGGUCCCAGUUGGGUUUCUGUCAGUGAAAUAUGAUACCAAGAGCAGCCACGUUCCUGCAUUGAGCGCUUCAAUUUUUAAUAUUUGGUACAUUUUAACAAUAAAUGAUUAUUUUCACUGAUGAACUAAAACUUUAAAGACCCACUCCGAUGAGAAUCAUGUUUUUCUUGUUGUCUACAUGUUCAUAUGGCAUUUUUCUGAUACUAGAGAAUAUAUCAUGAUUUAAAGAAGUGCGAAAUUACAUUUCUGAGUAUUUCUACAUUUAAAUCACUGUGAAUCUCUGGCAGACCCAAACGGCAGGAUCAGACACAGUGAGAUUUUUUACAUAACUAAGCCAAGCUCCGCCCCUGGAGCCCUGCUAUGCAGGCCAUACUCAGAGAUUUAGAGAGGGCGAUCACGGAGCAAGCGUGUUCAUUAGCGGACUGAAUUGCUUGUAAGAAAGCUAAUUAUGAUAUUAACUUUCAUCGUGUCCCUAAAGACAUUAGUGUCUGAGAGCUGAAUAGCUCCUAUGUUACGUGCCUCCUCUACUACACCAGCUAUGUUAGGCUGCAAACUAACUCGAGGAGAAGUGUGCAGAGCAGCGCUGUCUCCGCCCACGACUCAGAGGUGAAUCGCUAAUGAGCUACUGGAGCUCUGUAGAAGAAAAACCCUUGAAAAUGACACAGGUAACUCGAUUUUGGCUAAAAACUUCAUAAUCACUGAUAACACUCUUAAAUAGUUACAAAAAUUGGAGUGGGACUUUAAGUGCCUACAUUUUUUUUCAGGUAAUCAGUUGUUUUAUUGGUGGUUUUGUUACUUCCAUAAGAGAAGAGGAUCUGAACAUUUCAUCCUCUUCUGACUGCCAUCAGCCUUACAAUCCCCUCCCCUGAGAAAUAAGCCUCUUAAAUCUGAUCUGGAGUCAGCGUCAGAGCUGUGUAAGAGCUGUCAUUUCUCCCGCUUUAAUCAUUCAGUCAGCAGCAGAAUCAACCUCCGUGUUACACAUCCUUUUUGUCCUCUUGAGCGCUACAAGGUUCAGCAGCACAGACUCUGGCCUCUGUCGAGUAAUUCUGAAGAGAUUAGACACACAAACACAAACACACACAGACGUGCGUGGAGGUCACACACAGAGGAAGGAGUGGGCUCAAACCCAGCAUGGAUACAGACCACUGUGGAGUAGCAAUAUUUGAAAGAAGCACCAUAUGGAGGGAGUAGCGUGCUGUGAAGUGUGUGUGUCUGUGUGUGCGUGCGUGUGUGUGUGUGUGUGUGUGUGUUUGAGUGCCAGGCAGUAAUUAUGCAGCUUUUUAACCACCAAUCCACUCCUCUCUUCUUCCUCCCUCCCUGCUGUUUUCCUGUCUUUAUCUUGUCUUUACUGUCUUUUCCCCCUGUUUCAUUUGUCCUUACCCUUUCAUUUCAGCUCCUCUGAUAUUCUUGGAUCACUGCUCUUCUCUCUGCAAUUUGGCUCCCUUUUCCCCACAUCUGUCACGCCAUUUCUGCCUCCUAACCCUUCCUCACUCACCCCUUCACCCCAUCUGUCCUUUUUGCACUCUAAUUUCUAUUUUUUUAUAUCACCCCAAGCAAAUACAUCCUCUCCUUCUUACUCAAAUACCGUGCAAUAUCCCAUCUGCAGAAAUCACCUUGUGGUUUCCUCUUUCCAACAGAAUAAAAACCAUAUUUAUAGUAAGUAGCAAUACUUAAGCUCAGUACUGAAGUAAAAUUUUGAAGUAUCUGUACUUUACUGGAGUUUUUUUGUGUGCCUGUUACUCUUACUUGUCUACAUUUCUAAAAAUAAAAGUAUACUUUUAACUCCACUGCAUUUCACGGACGCAUCUUCAUGACUACUAUUUUUACUUUGUUACUAUGACAGCAGGUAGGGGAAAAAAACAUUUUCCCUUCUACCUUAUGUUGAUUUGCGUUGUGCUUGAUCAUCGUCAAUCAGUCACUCAAGCCCGGGCAUGUCCACAGCCGCUUGUAGGCUGUGCAGUUGCUUGCACCCACUUAAAUGUCCAGUGGCUGUUUUGAUGGUUCUCAUCGUGCCAAAUUGGCGUCCGAAGUUCUUUGACUAUAGGAGGAUGCACUAUUGUUUCUCCUGAUUGUUGGUUUGUAUGUGUGUGUGUGUGUGUGUGUGUGUGUGUGUGUCCAUUUAUUUUUCUAAGCUGUUGCUUGCGCCCACCUGAAAUGUGUGCUUAUUUGGGCAUAAGUGACUUGAAAAUUAAGUCUAUAUUUAUUUGUACUUUGACUUUGACUUUCUACUUUUACUUGGAGUACAUUUACUUGAGUACUUUUGAUACUUAAGCGGAGAGAAUGUGAUAAACUUUAAGACUUCGACUUGAGUAGAAUUCUCAUGGGAGACUUUUACUGGUAACACUUUACAAUAACUAUAAUAUAUAAAUGGUAAAUAGACAGUUUAAUGAUGUUUAAUCAUCAUUUAAAAACAGCAUAUAGACCAAUUAUAAAUGGCAAAAAGAUAGUUUAUUAAUGUAAGUUAAUAGUUACUUUACCAUUAAUAACAAUAAAAUUAUGAUUAAUCAUUUUCAUUAAGGUUUAUAUAGGGUUCAAAUAUUGGUUGUAAAACAUCUAGAUUAAAAUGUGUGUCAGUAGCACUUCGUAAAUGGUUAAUAUUUGUUUUUUAAACCACCUAUAAACAUUAGAUGGUUAUUGUAAAGUUGCAACAGAUGUUUGUAGUACUUUGUAAAUGAUUAAUAAGUGGACUAUAAACCACCUAUAAACAUUACUUAGAUGGUUAUUGUUAAGUUAGGGUUAGGUUUUUAAAAUUGUAAAAUUUAAAUGUAUUAAUGCUCUAUAUGCUAUUUGUAAAUGAUGAUUAAACAUUAAUAGACUAUCUGCUCACCAUUUAUAAAUGGUCUAUUCACCAUUUCUAAGUUAUGGUUCUUGUAAAGUGUUACCCUUUUACUUUGACUUGAGUCAUUUCUGGUAAGGUAUCUUUACUUCAACUCAAGUAUAUUUGUUAAGUACUUUAUACAACACUGGAAUUAACUGUUUACAACCCUGUUUUAACUCCUAGAUUGCACCCACGAGCAGAUCAUCUUCUAUGGAGACAACUUAAAUAUUCCAAUAAAAGAGGUAAUUCAACCCAUCACGCUGGAGUACAGGCCCCUUUCUGUGGAGGCAAACCAGACAUCCAGGUAGAGUCCACAAAAUAAUACUGAUCUUUUCACCACAACACUUUGGAAUGACAUUUUCCUGCUAUGAUGCAUAUGUACUGUGACAGCGUGCCUCAGUUUCACCAUGAAAAGGUUAAGUAAGGUACAUAAUCUCUGGCUUUCUCUCAUGCAGACCUGCUCUGAUACUGCUAACCAGCACGGGGUUGUCCAGAGACGGCUACCAGGGUCGAAUCAGCGUCAGUGAGCGCCAUGUCACCCUCAGUACUGUCACAGGUGCAGACCAAGGGAGCUACACGGUCAGGGAUGCCAUAGGUGACAUCCAGAAGAAAGUGUGUCUCAAAGUCAGAGGUGAGAGCACAGAUCACGCGUUUCCCCCUCCCUCCCUCUAACGCUUGACCUUUUCUUAACGACCUGAACCUUUCAUCAGGAUGUUGUUGUUGUUGUUUCCUCUUUGGUUGUAACGCUCCUCUUGUCUGUCAUAAUGGCUUUUUAAAGACCUGAACGUUAAUGGGCUCUAGCAGACUAAUGCACUUUAGAGGAUCCAUGAGCCUUACACAGAGUGGGGGUGUAUUUAUGAUGUGUCCUGUCUUGUCCCUUGUCUUCUCUCUGUCUAUGUCUCAGGGCACAUUAGCUUCUUGACUCUGCCAUAUGGGACAAAACUAAAGAUCAACCUGAUCCCCAACAGCUCUCUGGUCCAGCUCUACUACACCCCCAAUAGAGACCCCACACCCCGUCUGCUGCUGGAGAAAGGAGAAUUCACAAGUGUAAAUCUCUUUUUUUUUCACCCACAUAUAAAAUCUUUUUUCUGUCUAAUAUAGCAGAGUUAAAAAAGGUUACUAAGGAAUGCUGUAAUGCUCAACUAUCAUCUAGUUUCACAUAUUUCGAGCGCUUUGUUAAUUCUCUAGUUCCUAUCUGCACAAAUAUAGCCUUAUAGUUUAACACAGUCUGUUGCAAUGUACCAAAAAACUCUUGUUUACUUUUUAUUUGACAUUCUUUGAAGAAAUUCUCUUUAAAUCCUGCGUCAUUACAUCCCUCCUUCCUACUGCCCUUCCUCUUCCUCGUCAUUCGGUCUCGCUCGGUCGGUUUUCUCCUCUCUUUUCCAAGACCGCUACCUGUGAUGUGUGUAACAGUUUUACAGCUUUCUUAAGUGUUACUGCUAAUGGCUUGAGGAUGUUAAUAGCUUACUAAUGCUGACACUGGACAUUGAAACCAUUAUGAGCCACCGUCGCUUCAGCGUGUGGUUCAGUGAGCUUAAACAUUUAAAACCUUCAUGGUUUGUGUUGUGCUUAUAUCCUUUCCUCUAUUAGACCAGUCAUAGGUGCUGUCGACAUGUUUUUCUCUUGAAUUACAGCUAUUGAUUUAAAAGUGUGUCUUCACUCCAGGCCAAAGAGGAGCUGAAUUUGCAGGAUCGUCUCUCCAUGGAGGGCUCGCUGGUUUAUCUAGACCAGGUCACCCGUGUAGAUGAGGGCCUGUUUGAGAUUAAAGAUGUGCUGGAAUUUGUGGUGUCCCAGAUCGACCUGAUCGUAGAGCGUAAGUAUGAGGAAGGUUGAAGACAUAUUAAAUUACAGUUUUAAUGCCCCACCUAAUAAAGGAUGAUGUCACAUCAUAACAAUGCAAAAAAUUAAGUUUUUGUAGCCAAAAGCAAAAGAAUAAUCCCUUUCUUUUGUCGGCUGUAUUCACGCUCUGGAAUUUGAACACGUCAAUGAAAGGUCAGUUGAAUUAUUUACUCUCCCACUCCUGUCCUUUUCUCGCCUUUUUUUUUCCUACAAUGCCUUCAUGCAGCCUACAAGCUGGAGUCUCUGUAUGUGGCCAUCAUCGCCCUGUUAGGCCUGCUGGUUUUCCUUCUGCUGGUGUGUCUUCUUUCCUGCCUGAUCAAAGUGAAGAAAAGGGCGAAGAGAGCUGCAGCGCUGGAGAAGAUCGCCCAGAAUGCUGGCAAAGAGGAUGAGGGGGAGGCCUUCAGACAGGUGAGAGAGACAACAACACAACUCACAUGGUUAUACUGCGUUCGAGUUACCUCAGAAGUCAGAAGUGCGAGCUGGGAAUGACGUCACACUUGAGUUACCAGCGUUUCAGUUACCAGGUUGGAAGAAAGCAAAAUCGGAGGCAGAAACAAGAUGGCUACAUCUACGAACGUUAUUUUAGCAUUUGCCUUGUCGUUGCUUAUAUUCAGACAAGGCAAGCGCUAAAAUAACUUUCAUAGAUGUAGCCUCCGAUUUUGCUUUCUUCCGACUUGGUAACUGAAACGCUGGUAACUCAGGUGUGACAUCAUUCCCAGCUCAGACUUCUGAUUUCCAAGGUAACUCGAACGCAGCAUUAUAUUUAUGAUUGUAACAAUGAUGUGUGUCCUGCUCUCCUUUGAGGCAUUUGUUUCGUCUCCCUCUGUGUCUUCACAGGUGGUAAAAAACAUCACCAAACUCAGUGAGGAGUCCAAGCAUUCCCAGGCAGACAACACAGAGAAAUCUCAGAGCACUGAAGUGGACAUUAAAGUAAGAAAACAUGAAGCACCUCCCUCUUCGAACCAAUCUUUGAGAGGUUUUAAUAAUGUCUCCAUUUUUACACUGUUUUCUGCGUUCAGACAGCUGCAGCUUAUUCUGAACGCUACUGCUAGACUCCUCACUAAGAACAAGAAAGUGGAUCACAUCAGUCCAGGUCUCAGGUCUUUGCAGUGGCUCCCUUGUGACAAAGAAUUGAUUUGAUUGAUCAAGCCCUGAAUGCGGUUUAGGACUGACAUACGGCUCUGUCCUGCUGUUAUAUUAUGAACCACCAUCCAGAUCUCUCAGGUCUUCUGGGAAGACCCUUCCUGUCUCUUUUCUUACUACCCAAAACAAAAACAUGAAGAGGCAGAAUUCAGCUUUCCCAGAAAACCUGAGAUCUGCUCCAACUCUCAGUUCUUUAAAUCAAGGCUUAAACUUCUGUUUGCCACUGCCUUUUGUUGAACUAAAUUUGGGACCUUUUAUCCCUGCACUGUUGCUGGGCUGUGACUUUAUUUCUCCUGUUAUAUUCGAUUUUUGUUGUACUAUAUUUUACUCUGUUAAUCCUCUCCUUAUGCACCUUUAUAUUACCUUGUAUGUCUGUUCUAUCUUUCCUGACCCUUUUUUAGUCCUCUGAAAAUCCUGCUGAACUGUCUGGUUGUUCAAAGCUGCUUACGGUUCUUUGUUGUCUGCUUGAUUAUAGGGUCUGGAGGUUUCUUCUAAGGAGGUCGGGAUCGGUAACCUAGAGACAAGCGACUCUGGCGUUGGCUUUAAUACCGCCCUUCCACUGGACACUGACACUGAUGCCCCUGAUCCAAUGUCUGAAUCUGUGGCUGUAACCAUCUCUGCUGCCCCUGAAACCAAAUCAAGCCCACCACCUGCUGCUGAACCCGAGCCAAGUGCUCCACCAGCCUUGGAAAUUAAGUCCAGUCCAGUAGCUGAAACUAAAACUUCCCCCGCCCCUGAGACCAAGAAAACCCCCGAUCCUCCUGUGGAAACAAAAUUGGACUUGCCCAAAGCAGCAGAUGUUAAAUCCAGCCCAACCCCAAGUCCUGAACCCAAAGCCAGUCUGAGUCCAGCUGAGAAGAAACCUACACCAACACCAACACCAAGCCCAGAGCCCAAGGCUGGUUUGAGUCCAGCUGAUCCAAAACCCGCUCCAACUCCAAGCCCAGAGCCUAAACCAGCCACUCCUAAAGCCACAACGCCUGUUCCUGAAACUAAGUGUGCCCCAACACCAUCACCCGAGCUUCCCAAACCACCCACAGCAGAACCAAUUACCAAUGGUACGCCUGAGCCCGGCCCGGACUCCAAAUCCAGCCCGGAUCAUGCUGAAAUUAUCAGCAGCUCAGCUCCGAAAGCAGCUCCUCCUAAAACCCCCGAGGUGGAGCUGAAAUCUAGCGGUGCUGCGCUGGAGGCCGGCAAAGACGGCACCAUGGCUGAUGAUACAACUACCACCACCACCACCACCUGAGAGCAGCCCCUGCAACUAUCAAAGGGAAGCCCCACAAAUUUUCUUCAUCUCCCACCACUGUAGACAAUCGAACACCCCAACCAAAUAAUGAGGAAACCACUGAAGCAGGGGUGAGGACCUUGGUUUAACAUGUCUAAUGCCUGAACACAAUAUUACCAAUAUCACACUUGUUUAUACUAACACCAAACUUUUUUGACUUUAUGAUACUGAAACACUUCACACAACAAAUGCGGCUCAUUGAUUGUUAAACAUUUUAGUUGAAAGCACCUCGCAGCCUCAACUUUUGGUAACUUCAGUGUGAAACUAUCAGACUGCAAAUGAAACCUUUUGCAGAGUUUACAGUUAAAAUACUAACUCCACAUAAGGUCUUUUGUAAAAUGAUAAAUGGCCAGAAAGGUUUACAGCAGUUCAACAGGUACCUAAUUUCUAGAAAAGUAGAUUUUCUUACUUGAUUAUAACAAUUUUGAAAUCCAUUGGCCUUUGUUUGAUGACUAUAUGUCGUCUGGAAAUGAUGGCCAACUAUUUGAGGCCCCCAGUGUAGCCAAAGGUAAGUGAUAAAAGACUUCUACCCAUGACUUCCUUGUCUGUGGGGAUCAUUGUUUAUUGUCCAUAUCAAAACUUCAGCGGUUUUAGUGGAGUUGGAAAUUGGAGACACUGUCCAAGUGAAGACUGAUAUAGCUAAAUUACCAUAAAAUUUUGGUUGAUGAGAUCUUGGAUUGCAUUGUGGUUAGUACUCCUCACACAGACUGUUAUUCUGCAUACAGUCACAUCUGCUGAAACGCAAGUGGACAACUGUAUUCAGACUACAGAUAAAAACCAGAAGGCCCAAAGUCAUGUCAUCUGCAUGAAAAUAUAGAAUCUGUAAAUUAAAUUCAGUCUUAACGAACCACAUUAGUGCAAAAGGCGAUGUUGUCCAGCUGUCCUCUAGUUUCAGAAACUUCCACACUUGUCCAUAUAGUGGAAAAAAAAGUUUUCUGCUUGUUUAUAACCAAACAAGGAGAUAUCCUUUAAACUCUGACUCCUCUAUUUAUACUCUGAGAGUUGUAGAUUCAGACUCCCCGUGGAUAUUUCAGAUGAUUAAAAACAUGUUUUGCAGACUGAUCACACCAGUGAGAUCACCACUUUACAGUCGUUCAUCUGGACUCCCUUUGGCUCCAUAAAAAUCCCAUUACUCCUACAGUUUGAGAAGUAGGGAGAGCUGAUGCCAGCUGCAACUAGAGGCACUUAAUGGGACCACCAUUGUGCCCCCGUGUGUUAUGCUUUUAAACGGGUCAUAUACUGAAAGAAAAGUAUCUGAAGAGCUUAAGUAGUUACAAGACGCUCGUUGUUUUUGUCCAUUUGAUCGUACCCAUAGUUUCUGUCCCCCAUUCUCCAAGGAAUCCUGAAAUCCCAAUUUAUUCAUUUCAUAUCUAAGCUGCUCGUUUUCUCUGAAAUAUUGGAUUCUGGGUGCAGAGUUUUUUGACUGAGGUGGCCAAACUCGAAUAGUAGUUCUAUGUAUAAGAUUGCCAUAUAAGCAUAAAUCUGGCCUCUAAAGUGGGACGACCAAUCAAAGAAAGACAGCACCACCCCCUGAAAUUUGUAAAAAGCAUGAACAGUCUUGUCAGUUGCCCCAAAACCCUUUUGCGAGGCCUUGAUCAAUGCCAAGUGGGUUCGAAAUUGUUUGAUAGUGAAUCUGAAUUGGAUCUUAUUUGGUGCAGAGGAGGUGUGCAGAUAAAAUUUAGUGUUAAAAUUGCAUGUCUCUACCUCAUACUCUGACUGACUGGCAGGAAAACCAAUGAUAGUCCACUGUGGUGCACUGAAGUCAACAAAAAGCAUUUGGGUUUAUUGAGAGAAGCACAAAUUGCAGCCAUGAAAAAUUCAGUCAAACAAUCAGUGAAAUGUUAGAAAAAUGUUAGUAGAUCCAUCUGCAACCAACUGGCCUGUGUUGGUAUCUCUCUUUACGAUUAGAUUUUCUUACAUGUAGGUUCAAAUCAGGUGAUAUGUCAGCUUUUUCAAAGCCAUAUGAAUAGGUAGGUUUAGAUGUCAAAUGUAAUAUGAUCAAUUGAUAUAAAUAAACUAAAACCAACCAAAAAAUGAACUCAAAUCAUGUGGCCUCACUGUUGAGAAGAAAACAGUAUCAGUCAAAUGUGUUACACCUUUUUGAAGACUUUCAAAUGUAAAAUAAAAACAGUACGCCUCAUUUGUUGUCUGGACCUAUGAGUCUGUUUUGACAAUACUAAAAACCUGUCAUUGCUCAUACAAUCCAAACACAGAGACACACAAAUCAGACACACACUCAUAUUUCAGCCUUGUAAAUAUUGCAUGUAUACGCCAGUUUAACCCUUUGAAGGCUGAAUGUUUUUAGUGUACAGAAUGGUGGUUAUAUUAUACCGUAAAAACAAAGUAAAAAAAACUAAAUUUCUCACCAACCUUAAAUGCAAAGUAUAUUACAUUCAGUAUAUAUACAGACAUAUAUUAUAUGCUAUAAACACUAAUACUCACUAACAUCUUGAACUACUUUAAAACCAAAUAUUGUAAAAAUCCAUCCAGAUUAGAUCUUGUUAGAUCAAUUUUCUGCUGUUAUUGCCAUUCAAACCUGAUGAUACUCACAGCAUAAGGCUUCUCUCACAGUAUUUACAUGUUGUAUUAAAAUGUUAACCUAUGUCACUUAAAGCAUGCUCAUGACAUGUCCUGAAAAACAAGCUUUGAUCACCCUAAAGCUCUGUGUGUGUUUGUAUGAGCGGAGGAGUGAUGUCGAACUGUUGCCAUCAUUGUGCGUUUAAAGUUUCUGUGUCACUGUGCAUGUAGAAAUGAGCGUGAAUGAUCCAAGACUGUGAUUUAUGCGUGUAGGUGUGAGCUGCGUCUAUGCAUAGACAAAAACAACUAUUCUUUACAUGUGCUACUCUGUCUGUUGUGAGUAAGGUAUUCAUGUGCCUGCUUAACUCGUCCUGCAAUGUAAAGCAAACAAGUGCUGUGUUCAUGUCAUGAGUGUGAAUGUGUUUAAAGCCACAACAUAUUGUAUAAGAUAUUGUAACUUUGAGAUUUUGGAGUGAUUUUUGUCUAUCUGUUCAGUGCCUAAACCCUGUUUUUGGAUAGUUGGCCUGUACUCUGUCAGUAUCCGGCACUCCUUUUGGCACCUUUUACUUGAUAUUUACAGUAUUCAGUGAUGUAAAAAAAACUUGUUUGCACACGACCAAUCCUAGUUAAACCACUGACAGGCCUAUGAAAUGCUUAUGUGUUGGAGAUAUGUAACGUAUUCUAUGAAAGCGAUGCAACUCUGAGGAGAGCUGAGUUUGCUCUGUGUGUAGGUGAGGGUGUUUUCCAUUUCAUUGAUCAUCGUUGCACAGUUUGGAGUACGUGAGUGAAUUCUUGAAAGCAGCAGAUGAAUGGGGAGCUCUGUGUGGGUAACCCUCAGGCUUAUGUUGCGGGACUGCUAAAACAGCAUUUCCAUGCACCACCACUACUGUAUAUUGUAAGUGAUUGUAAUUCCAGGCCAUUCAGAGGAAAAAUGGAUGAGAAGGAGGCAGACAGUGUGACUGUUGGUUUACCAGCAUCUCAAGGACGGUGCAGUCUAGUGGGGAUUAAAGUUAUGACAUCCAACUUGUGCCAGAGGGUUUCUAAUUUUACUUCCACCUCUGAAAACCCACUCACAGAAACCACUACCUUACUUAGCACUGGCACUUCUUGCACUAUGUGAGAAGUCUCUGCCCUGGUCUCUCUGUUUACGUCUCCUGUCCUGGCCUUGGUGUGGUGUGAUGUCCCACCUGUUCUCUCUCUACUCCCUUUUUGCACAACUUCACACUGAUGUUUUGUACAGAAAAAAAGUUUGUUUCUUUAUUACAUGUCUAAAGGAAUACUAAGAAUAAACAAGCUAUUAUGACAUUUGCUGUCCUG
Messenger RNA from Xyrichtys novacula (pearly razorfish), 17906 nucleotides. Lineage: Eukaryota; Metazoa; Chordata; Actinopteri; Labriformes; Labridae. The record is from the annotation of a GenBank genome assembly.